Cladophialophora immunda is the source of this 2297-nucleotide messenger RNA. RefSeq lists its product as uncharacterized. The record is from RefSeq and is a predicted model, not a curated record. Bases 1238 to 1909 code for a protein of 223 amino acids. The transcript has 2 exons. NCBI's taxonomy places the organism in Eukaryota, Fungi, Ascomycota, Eurotiomycetes, Chaetothyriales, Herpotrichiellaceae.
CGUGAAUCUCGUGCCUGGAAACAUCUUUGAGGCGACAGCAAUUCUACCGAAAGCUUCCACUCAUUGCCUUGAAGCUGGUAGAAAUCCGUACAUCGAAUUUCAGCUCCCCUUGUCGAGCUCCGAAGAGGGGGCAAUUCACACGUAUCUCAACCCUUUUCAAUUCAUGUCGCUCCUUUGAGGAAGAAUGAAUACCCGACUGCGGCAUUCUUGACUGCUCUUCCACAUCUCUUUGCCAUCCAAUCCCCCAUCUACAACGAACCGUCACAUUUUCCGUCAUGGCCUCUCGCCAGGACCAGUCGCCUUCACCUCCUCAAGAUCUAUCAGGGUCUCAAUUGACCAUUCCCUCUGACUCUGAGCCAUAUUCAUCGCUAUCACCCCCGUCUUCCUCACCGCCUCAAUCGUCAGAUAAUAAUGGCACCCAGCCAGUUGUAAUAUAUCAGCCGCCAACGAUAUGGUCGAUCCUGAGAGGAGCCGCGAUAAACCUCGUCCUGCCCUUCGUCAACGGUAUGAUGCUGGGUUUCGGUGAGCUUCUGGCCCACGAGUUUGCUUUCCGGUUAGGGUGGAGUUCAACAAAUGUAUGGCCGCGCCAUCGAUCAUCUCAUCCUAUCGGACCCGGUGUCGAAAUGAGAGACGACCCAAGCCAGAGAAGAAGAAGAAAUAGCUCUUUGGACCCAGGCGUGCGGGACGCUGCUUCGUUGGAAUAAAAAGCAACAUAUCUUUGUCUUCGCUUCUAUCAAGACUACAUAUUGAAAGACGUGAAAAACUUUUCCGACCAAAACAUACCGGAAAGUGGCCAUCGAUGAUUUGAGCCGCAGUGUACAUACCACAAAAAGAGCCCGGGUUCCAGUUUCGGCAUAAAAUUGGACAAUUGAGAAAGCAGGAAAGAAGUUGAGGAAGGUCAAGGCCGAUGGACUCGUACAGUUCGGCAAGCACAAUCAAGUCCUGUGCAUGGCCUUCAAAGUCGGAGCCUCUCUGAGCGUUCUCCUCGUUACCUCUUCUCAUCGGGCUAUUGUUUCAUCGCUUUGUACCGUUACUGUUGCAUAGCGUCGCUUGUCAUAUCUCUUAUGUGAUUUGUUGCUGCAUCUGGGGAGCUCAUCUACGCAUUGCUCUCCAGCUUAGAGCACCAGCGUUGAUUGCACUCGCUUGCGUCCCCUUUUGCCCGAUCCCUGAAAUCCUACCACUCGAUACCUAUCUCAGCCCUUUCACCCAUCGGCCGGCCUGACAAUUACCCAUCGCUAUGCCAGUCAUACCUUUUCAUCGGACCGCCUUCAUUUCGGAGGAAAAGGGCAUCGCCCUCGCACCCAGGGAGGCCGAAGAAAACAGCUAUUGGAUUUUCUUUCUUGUCUUCGGCAGCAUCGUCGGGUUCGCCUUGCUCUCCGCAAUGGCGGGAUUGAUCUCAGCCAGGUGUUGCAGCAAGCGGGGCGAUCGAAAAAUCAUCGAGAAGCUAGCAGCUGAGAUAGACGACACGCAGCGGACCCAUGUUGUAUCUGCAUCAGCAUCGUCCCGGUCCAGUCUCACCUUGGUCGAGGAUCCUAUCGUCGAGAGGAGAAGAGCGAACAUGGCGUCUCUGAAUGCUUUGGUUGGCCGCGAGGAAAGGGUCUACGCAGACAAGAAAAGGUCCAGGAGGAGCAGAGGCCGGAAGAGCUCGUCUGUCGCGCUUCCGGUCACGUUGGCCACCCUGAGGAAAUGGGCCAAACGGUCUACUCUCAGUGGUGAUCACAACUCACCGCAGCCAUCAAAUCAUGCGAGCCCGAUCUCGGGUCCCAGUUCAGCAGAUCCAAUCCCAGCGCAUCCGAUUCCGCUACACUGCAAAUCCAGGUGCCAAAUCAGCACCAGCACCAAUUACGAUGAACCCUCACGGGUCAUCGAAGCUAUUCGAUCCCACACCAAACAGACCACAGCGGCGUGAUUGGAGCCCUUAGGACCAGGGUGUGUGACAUCAAGGAAGAUGCUCAGAUAGCUGAGAAGGCGGAGACCAAAGAAACAACGUGGGAAAGGGGCAUCAAGAAUGCUUUGGCAGGUCUGAUGGAGAAUCAGUGCGUCGGGGAUAUUCUUACUCGGGCAUUGGCAGGUGAAAUGGCGAAUGAUGGUGGCAAGCCUACCGAUAUGUGGAUAGAAACGGGACCAACAAUCGUCCAUUCUUAUACCAGAGCACCCCAUGUUCGCCGUAGGUCAAGCACAGCAUCUGAUUCUCGUGGACGGAACCCCCUCAACUUUGCUGAACUGACUGGCCGGAUCCGAAUGAGGACGGGAGCCGAAGCAUGGGGUACCCGUCUUGUCGUCGUCCAUAUGGGUUC